AUGGGGUCAUAUAAUAAUAAUACGAUAAAGUGCGUGGUGGUGGGAGAUGGUGCGGUUGGUAAGACGUGCCUUUUAAUCUCUUACACCAGUAAUCAGUUCCCAGAAGACUACGUUCCCACCGUGUUUGAUAAUUAUGCUGUGACUGUGAUGAUUGGAGAUGAGCCUUACACCUUUGGCCUCUUCGAUACUGCCGGCCAGGAAGAUUAUGAUCGUUUAAGACCUCUAUCUUAUCCACAAACAGACAUUUUUUUGAUUUGCUUCUCCGUCGUUGUGCCCUCAUCCUUUGAUAACGUUAAGGAGAAGUGGUACCCAGAGAUUAGCCAUCAUGCUCCUCAUGUUCCUUGCAUAAUAGUGGGUACCCAGAUAGAUCUCAGAGAUGACCCUACUGCAUUGGCAAACCUAUCUAGGCAACAUCAGAAGCCGAUCACUUAUCAGCAGGGAGAGAAGUUGGCUAAGGAGUUGAAAGCUGUCAAAUAUGACGAGUGCUCUGCUCUCACGCAGGUCGGUUUGAAGAGCUUGUUUGACGAUGCUAUUGUGGCUGCUUUAGAGCCUCCUGUCAUCAAAAAGAAUAAGAAGUGUACAAUUCUAUGA
Molecule: messenger RNA, 591 nt
Organism: Brettanomyces nanus
Lineage: Eukaryota; Fungi; Ascomycota; Pichiomycetes; Pichiales; Pichiaceae
Gene: CDC42
Product: Rho GTPase
Exons: 1
Coding region: 1-591 (196 amino acids)
Biological process (GO): small GTPase-mediated signal transduction
Molecular function (GO): GTP binding; GTPase activity
Source: RefSeq, a predicted model, not a curated record